AUGGCUGUCAAUAGACAUUGGGAGCAAGACAAAGAGGCCACCGUCUACAUCGGCAACAUCGACGAGCGCGCAACCUCCGCCAUGGUCUACGAAAUCAUGCUCCAGAUGGGCCCCAUCCACAACAUCCACAUGCCUCGCGAUCGCGUCACCCAAACCCACCAGGGCUUCGGCUUCGUCGAGUUCCGCACCCCCGCCGACGCCGAGUACGCUGCCAACGUCAUGAACGGCAUCAAGCUCUACGGCAAGUCCCUCCGCGUGAACAAGGCCAGCGCCGACAAGCAGCGGUCCGCCGAGGUUGGUGCCGAGCUGUUCAUCGGAAACCUGGAUCCCAUGGUCGACGAGAAGAUCCUAUACGAUACGUUUAGCCGCUUUGGACCGCUGCUGAGCAUCCCCAAGGUGGCCAGAGAGGAUAGCGGCGCGAGCAAGGGAUUCGGGUUUGUCAGCUACGGCGACUUCGAGAGCAGUGAUGCUGCCAUCGCCAACCUGCACGGACAGUACAUCCUCAGCAAGGAGGUUUCUGUGCAAUACGCUUUCAAGAAGGACGGCAAGGGAGACAGGCACGGUGACCAGGCUGAGCGAGCAUUGGCUGCGCAAGCCAAGUCAAGAAAUAUCCUCCCCGAAGCCCAGCCGCUUCCUCAAGCCUUCCUGAUGGGCUCCAACGCCGCCGCUCCUCCUCCGGCUUCUGCAGUCCCUCCACCCGCGCCAGCAGGCUUUGAUUCAAGCGCCAUGGGAGGCGUUCCUGCUGGAGCACCACCGCCCAUGAUGGGAACACCUACACAUGCUGGCAUGCCCAGCGGCUUUGCUCCUCCUCCACGCGGACCAUCUCCUUACAACAACCCCGGCGCCGGCCACCCUCCUCCAAACGGCUUCCCUGGAGCUGGGCGAGGCUCAGCUCCCCUCCCACCAGCUCCUUCAGGUCUACCCGCACGACCACCUCAGAUCCAGGGCGGAUAUACGAACCCUGCAGAUUUCCAUCCAUCUGGCUUCCGGCCUCCGUCUGGCGGUCCUCCUUCGGGAGUUGCUCCGCCGCAAGGUUUCCCAGCAGUCCCGCCUCCCGGCUUUCCCUUGCCUCCUCCAGGAGCGACAGGGACUCCACCAGCGCCGCCUGGAUUUAUGCCACCUCCAGGUUUCCAGCCUCCACCAGGCUUUGGUCGCCGGUGA
This is a messenger RNA of Trichoderma asperellum CBS 433.97, 1161 nucleotides long. RefSeq lists its product as uncharacterized. Gene Ontology annotation, cellular component: U12-type spliceosomal complex; nucleolus; U2 snRNP. The record is from RefSeq and is a predicted model, not a curated record. Gene Ontology annotation, molecular function: RNA binding. Gene Ontology annotation, biological process: positive regulation of mRNA splicing, via spliceosome. Lineage: Eukaryota; Fungi; Ascomycota; Sordariomycetes; Hypocreales; Hypocreaceae.